Messenger RNA from Spodoptera frugiperda (fall armyworm), 1731 nucleotides. RefSeq lists its product as uncharacterized. Bases 356 to 835 code for a protein of 159 amino acids. The record is from RefSeq and is a predicted model, not a curated record. The transcript has 5 exons. NCBI's taxonomy places the organism in Eukaryota, Metazoa, Arthropoda, Insecta, Lepidoptera, Noctuidae.
CUUUUAUAUGUGUGUCGGUCAAUCUCCAAAACGGGUGUAUUCGUGUGAUCGCUCUGGCGCUUUUCAGAUAUAGAUAUUUAAUGAUAAUUAUGUAUCUCAUUAAAAAUAAAGAAAAAUAAAUAUCAAUAUUUUCAAUACGCCCGUUUUGGAAAUUGUCCCGUACAGUCGACACACGUUUAUUCAAACCUUCGACAAUUCGACAAUACAUUUGUAUACACUUGGUAAUUCGAACGAAAAUAUUAAUUCUAAGUACCUAAAUGACUCGUUAACUCGAAUUCAUCGGCAUUAAACUCUCGACACUGGAAAGUUACGGAGAGAAAAGGACAGAAAGAUCUCAAAACUUGCAGAGGUUACAAUGGGUCUACCUCAGCUGCAGACAUGUUGCUUCAUCUUCGACCUAAAGACUGGCUGCAUCAUCAUGGGCAGCAUCAAUGCGUUUCUAUCGUUCACGCUUCUUGCCCUGAUGAUCGUGUUAGCAGCAGAAGUGGGGGCUAUAGACGUAGAGGUGAUGUACGCCGGUGACGUGGAGAUGCAGGCUGGCAUCACGGGGCUGUAUGCCAUGACCAUCAUCCUGGUGUUCAUGUUCCUCGUCAAGUUCAUAUUCGAUAUCGUCUUCGUUUAUGGAGUUUCUACGGAGCGGCCAGUGAUCAUCAAGGCGUACAUGAUCAUGUGGAUCGUGUUCUUCCUGCUGUCCAUGUUCAUCUUCUUCCUCAACGCCCCCAACAUCAGUGUCGGCACCAUCUGCACCGAAGUCAUUUAUAUUGCUCACAACGUGUACACAAUCCUGUUAUGCCACAGUUUCUACAAGCAACUGAACACCAGAGAAGAAGUAUAAAGAAAAUAUGAAGCAUCAAUCAAUUGUUUUUUAUUCAAUGUUGUAGUGACAGUAGGAAUGUUCUUAAGGCUGACUAUUUAACCUUUUUACUGCCAUUUCGAUGAUAAAACGAGUUUUGCUUCAUUCAUGAAUAGCCAUAACACAAAGUGAGUUACAAGUCCUUUUGGGCAAACGGGUUUUAAGGGGAUUUAAGCUCUAACAACCUCAUGUCCUAAUACUCAAACGCUACUCAAUUUUAAGAAGCUCUCAAAACUAGUUCUGUCCCUAUCAAUUCUUUUUUCUUUUCGAUAUAAACUAAACGAAAAAAAAGAGACAGCACGAUAUUUAAGUACAACUUAAAAUUGAGUAGCAUUUCAGUAUUCGGGAGUCACUCUCACACUGCAAAACUACGCUAGCGUUGUGUCAUAGCCUGUUUUCUAUGAAACUGUUUAUCUAUACCUACUCCAGUUAAAUUAACUCGUUCCAACAUGAAGUAUGACUUUCCUAUGUGAAAAAUACGUUUAAUAGGUACAUCAUGCCAUAAACGAUUGCCAAAAAUCUGUGCCAAAAUUAAUGUCAAAUUAGUAAGCUUUAAGUAUUUUAAUUUUACCUACGGUAAAACGGGGUGAAUAGUAUUCGAGGGGUGAAUAGAUACAGAAGAGGGGUGAAUAAAUGUUUUUUUUUUGAGGGGGAGGGGUGCAUAAAUGUUGGGAAAAUGUUUUAACUUCUAUUUACCCCUUUCCUGUAUCUAUUCACCCCUUUUUCCGUUACCUAAUGCUAUUUUAAAUUAACAUUUGUAAAUAAAACAUAUGAUAAGAAUUUAUAUAUGAAACAUUCAUCAUUUAUUCAAUUCGUUAGUUGUUGUUAUCACAUAUAUUAUGUCUAUAUAAAAAAUAUAAAUACUGUUGAAAAAUUAA